AUGGAGGAUCUUCUGCUUCAUCGCUCUGCAAACCAGGCUCCUCUAUCGCCUGUGAAUUUCCUCGAGCGAGCUGCUAAUGUUUAUGGAGAUAAGGUUUCCAUCGUUUAUGGCACCGUUAGCUUCUCCUGGAGAGAAACUCAUGAAAGAUGUCUCAGACUUGCUUCUGCUUUGUCCCAGCUGAGGAUUUCUCGCGGUGAUAUUGUUGCAGCUAUGGCGCCAAAUAUUCCAGCAUUAUAUGAGCUGCAUUUUGCGGUUCCAAUGGCUGGUGCGGUUCUCUCUGCACUUAACAUUAGGUUGGAUGCAGCUUCUUUAGCAGUAAUACUAGAAAAACUGGAUGCCAAAUUUAUUUUCCUCGAUUAUCAAUAUAUUGACGUUGUGCAAAAAGCGCUUGAAAUACUAUCACAAAAGAAGGCCAAGCAACCUUUGCUAGUGUUAAUCGAAGAAUAUGAUCAUGGAGCGACAACUCUAGUGGCAAAUGAGUUGGCCUCUGGUAGUAUAAAGUAUAAUGAUCUUCUUGGAAUGGGAGGGACUGAUUUUGAAAUAGUAAAACCAAAGAAUGAAGGUGAUCCAAUUUCAGUGAAUUUUACUUCCGGUUCGACUGGAGAACCUAAAGGAGUAUUGUACAGCCAUAGAGCUGCCUGUCUCAAUUCAUUAGCAUCAAUUAUGCGGUAUGACAUGACGAUUGCACCAGUUUUUUUAUGGACAUUGGACAUGUUUAGGUGCAAUGGAUGGUGUUGUACUUGGGUCAUGGCUGCUCUUGGCGGCACCAGCAUCUGCCUAAGAAAUGUCUCAGCAAAAGUCAUAUUCGAUUCCAUUUUUCUUCACAGUGUAACUCACUUGUGCGGUGCACCUGCCAUUUUGAACAUGAUUGCGGAUGCACCAGCCAGUGAACAAACGCCACUUUCCUGUAAGGUUCAUGUUAUCAUUGCCGGUGUAUUGUCAGUUUCCCAAGCGCUCAAGGUUGAAGGAUUAGGAUUUACUGUUAGCUAUGCGUAUGGAAUGACAGAGGUCCUUGGCCCUGCAAUUGUUAGGCCAUGGAGACCUGAAUGGAAUUCUUGUGAUCUAUCCAAUGAACAUAAAAAGUAUAAGUUUCGGGAAGGACUUGAUAACCUUGUGAUUGAACAGGUUGAUGUAAAAGAACCGGAUACGAUGAAAAGCGUACCACGUGAUGGAAAAACAAUUGGAGAGGUAAUGUUCAGAGGUAACACAUUGAUGUCAGGGUACCUUAAAAAUCCAAAAGCAACUCAAGAAGCAUUCAAGGAUGGAUGGUAUAGGACCAGGGACCUUGGGCUUAUCCAUCCAAAUUGUGUCAUACAACUGAAGGACCGGGCCAAGGAUAUUAUAGUUUCAGGGGGAGAGAUUAUAAGCACAUUGGAGGUGGAAGCAGUGUUGACAAGCCACCCCAAGGUCUUGGAGGCCGCAGUUGUUGGAAAGCAUGAUGAUUUUUUGAAAGAGAAGCCUUGUGCUUUUGUGAAAUUGAAGGAGGGGUAUGGCGCAAGUUCUGAAGAGAUUGUGAAAUUUUGUGAGGAACAAUUGCCAGAGUUUAUGGUUCCUCGAACUGUAGUUUUUGGGGAAUUACCAGUCAAUUCCACGGGCAAGGUGCAAAAAUUUACUCUCAGGGAGAAGGCUAAUGCCAUUCAUAGCAUCAUCAGUCUCAAAACUGGGUGCCAGAGAUCGUAAAAGG
This is a messenger RNA of Durio zibethinus, 1684 nucleotides long. Its product is annotated as butanoate--CoA ligase AAE1-like. Lineage: Eukaryota; Viridiplantae; Streptophyta; Magnoliopsida; Malvales; Malvaceae. The record is from RefSeq and is a predicted model, not a curated record.